GUGAACAAUUAAGCAUCUUCAUCAAUCUUCCAUCAUUGCUUCAGAAACCAUUCACGGGCUAUUGCACAUCGCAUCGCACAAACCGAGAAAAGCAUUAUAUUGUACGAUAACUCACUGCCAUCAUGGAUCAAGCUCGGUCAGACGACCCAGCUACUCCAGUCACAAGGGAACCGCCGUUCAUUGUCAGGCUCUACUACCGCACCGGCGCGUUUCAUCGAAUGAACGAAUUCACCUCAGACUCGCACCUCCCCCUCUACGUCGAAAUCCCCGCCUGGCGCUCAACCACCCUAGACGAACUAAGUCUCGACAUCGCCAACGAGCAGUCACCCCAUUCUUUACUUCCCCACCCAGCAAUCGGCACGCGCCUCGUCUUCCGGCUCAUCUACGUCGACACGCGCAAGGACUCCUCUCGGCACGUCUCCAAAGACUUGGGAAGCGUGGUGAUCGGCGCGGGCUUACCCGGAGCCAACGCGGAUGCGGGGCUCCCCGACGACGACCCUUGCUACGACGAUGCCCACAGGACGCUAGCCGACGCCAAGUUUAUGCCGGGCGAUUUUAUUUCUUGCGCGAUCCUGCCACCCAAUGACCUGGACGGAGCGGUCGAGCCGGUGAGCGCGGCAAGGACGGGCCGCGGAUCGGGGAUUGGGGAAGGGAGGAGCACGGCUGCGUCGCCGCCGCCGCCGGGGCCGAGAGAGAGAGAGGGAGGUUACAGAGAUCGAAUGGGGGUGGGAGAUCGAUACGGUGAUGAGCCCCCCAAGGCGAGGGGAUACCGUGGUGGUAAUGGUGGUGGUGGCGGACGGUAUGAAUCAAACUCGUAUGACUGGGGAGGACGGAGGGAAAGUAGGGGCGGGCGGAGUAAUCGCCAGAGGGAGCCUGGUAUCAUGCCACAGGGGGAUUGGAGGAGAGGGUUUUGAGACUUUGAGUUGCAAGAGGAGAACGAGUGCCCACGGCAACGGGCUGGUGGAGGCCAGAAUUAUCAUGGUGCAUGUUGGAUACCAAGGGUGUAUCCUUUUUUUGGUGGAUUCCUGAGAUCACUUCCAAAAAAGAAGAGGAGGACACAGAAAUCAUUUGAUGGCAGUUAAUGCGCCAGAACGGCAUCAAGAGCAGAAAGGAGAUGUUGGCUCGGUAUCACCAUUCCGGAUG
Messenger RNA from Neurospora hispaniola, 1143 nucleotides. RefSeq names its product Sin3 associated polypeptide p18-domain-containing protein. The coding region runs from base 123 to 914 and encodes 263 amino acids. NCBI's taxonomy places the organism in Eukaryota, Fungi, Ascomycota, Sordariomycetes, Sordariales, Sordariaceae. Gene Ontology annotation, cellular component: nucleus. Gene Ontology annotation, molecular function: transcription factor binding. The record is from RefSeq and is a predicted model, not a curated record. The transcript has 2 exons.